Messenger RNA from Ilex paraguariensis (yerba mate), 976 nucleotides. Lineage: Eukaryota; Viridiplantae; Streptophyta; Magnoliopsida; Aquifoliales; Aquifoliaceae. The record is from the annotation of a GenBank genome assembly.
CAGCAACCCUGAUGCCCUCUUUUUCCAUGUGAAAAGCACCGUAAAAACCCUGGCAAACCAUGCUGCACUGCGUAAGCACUCGGUCAGAAGCGCUUUCCAGAAUGCGCCGCAAGGCUGCAGAUCCAUGGGGCUGCCGCCGCGAUUCCAACUUCAGGAGACAAACCAUGACCGAUCCGGUGGUAGACAAGAUACAGCGCCAUCCCAAAUACCAGGAGCUGCGAUCCAGACGCAAUCGCCUGGGCCUUUUUCUGACGCUGCUGAUGCUGGUCGUUUAUUACGGCUAUAUCGCGCUGAUUGCCUUCGACAAAUCCUUUCUGGCCCAGCCCAUUGGCGCGGGCGUGACCUCGCUGGGCAUUCCUAUCGCCAUGGGCGUGAUCGUGUUCUCGGUGAUCGUCACCGGCCUCUACGUGCGCCGUGCCAAUGGCGAGUACGACAAGCUCACCCAGGACAUCCUGAAGGACGCCACGAAAUGAAGAAUUCCGCACAACGCAUGCUGCUGGCGCCCGCCGUGGCGCUGGCCCUGACGGGGCCCGUGCUGGCCGCCGGCGGAGAUGUCGGCGUGGCCGCCAAGCAGGCCACCAACUGGACCGCCAUCAUUCUCUUCACGGCCUUCGUCGUGGCCACGCUGUGGAUCACCAAAUGGGCCGCGGGCCGCACCAAGUCGGCGGCCGAUUUCUACACGGCCGGAGGCGGCAUCACGGGCUUCCAGAACGGCCUGGCGAUUGCGGGCGACUACAUGUCGGCCGCCUCCUUCCUGGGCAUCUCGGCCUCGGUCAUGGCCAGCGGCUAUGACGGCCUCAUCUACUCCAUCGGCUUCCUGGUGGGCUGGCCCAUCCUGACCUUCCUGCUGGCCGAGCGCCUGCGCAACCUGGGCAAGUUCACCUUCGCCGACGUGGCCGGCUACCGCUUCUCCCAGACGCCGUUCCGCGCCUUCGCGGCCAGCGGCACGCUGGUGGUGGUGGCCUUCUACCUGAUC